This is a messenger RNA of Trichoplusia ni (cabbage looper), 3920 nucleotides long. RefSeq names its product ATP-binding cassette sub-family G member 8. The coding region runs from base 436 to 3192 and encodes 918 amino acids. NCBI's taxonomy places the organism in Eukaryota, Metazoa, Arthropoda, Insecta, Lepidoptera, Noctuidae. Gene Ontology annotation, cellular component: plasma membrane. The record is from RefSeq and is a predicted model, not a curated record. Gene Ontology annotation, molecular function: ATP binding; ABC-type transporter activity; ATP hydrolysis activity. The transcript is spliced from 19 exons.
UGACGUCGGCGGGGUUAGACAGAGAAAGGUGACUUGCGCAGUGUCACUGACUCAGUCCGACUCCGCGCAGUCGGAUAGCCGCUAGAGUUAGCCUUACUCGUUAAAAACAACAAAUAUUCAACGAUAUCUGAAUAAAUCGAACGAAAUAUUAACGACAAACAGCUGAAAUAACAUAAAUAUAGUUUGUUAUUUUAUGUUCAAGUGUGUUUAGUGUCGGCGUGUUUCGGUUCAGUGUUUGUGAUUCAGUGCUGGGUUUGAAGUGUGUUCGCUGGAUCCCGUUGGCCCAUGUUAGCGGAAUCAUUCAAUCGGAGGGACAAAUAUUCGGUACGGGCUAACAGUCAAUAUGGAGAAUGAACACUAACUGACAAUGUGCAAGCUCAAGAAAGCAGAACACGACAUUAUCUUGGCAUGACUCUGACACAAUAGAGGCUGAAAAUGUCACAGUCGGCGUUGGGCCUCGGCGGAGAGCGGAGGUACUCGGUGCCAUCCAACCCGCUGAUGCACGACCAUCGUGGCAUGCACUCCGAGGACCUCCAUGCGUGGUCAAUAUACAGGCAAAAUCUGAAUUCGGAUUUCACGGACAGCGCGUUGGGGAGUACUGACAAGAGUCCGCUGCCGUACGGGAACUUCCAGCUCAGAGAUACCACGGUGCAGUCCAUACUGUCACACCCCCGAUAUGGACCCAAAUCGGCUCUCGGUUCGAACAUGUACACGUACCUGAAGUUCGGCUUGCCUCGGGUGUUUCCGCCGAACCACAACGGGUCGCAACGGUCUGGUACGCCGAAACCGAAGACGUCCAUCGGGAGUGGUAUGAAACCGGCGCCAAGGAUCCAACGCCAAAGUCGAGGCAUGCGCGAGACGUCCUCAGGCUACGACAGUUCGGACAACGAGACGACUACAAACUACAAGUACAGUCGGAAGUAUCGCUCUGACCCUGAUUUUAGGAUGCAGAACAUCCAUCCUUCCUUGCAGCCUAACACAGGAGUACCAGUGGUCGCGAUGCAGCAAGCCGGCAUCCGUGGUGACGGGCAGUGGACAAACGUCCGGAACAAGUCUGUGAGUGAGGCAAACCUGCUUGGGAUAGACGCCAGGCCACAGCGAGCCCACUACAAUAACAGAAGGAAUAGUGUUGCUGAUUAUGUGCCGGACGGAGAUCAUCAUAGCUACCUAAUGUCACCAUCCCACCUCGGAGGGCGCAUGUCGAAGGCAGGCAGUCACAUGUCGAUCGCGCAGUCCAGGAAACACUCCACUCUGAGACCUGGAGACCAUCUGGACGGCUACACGCACUCCGCUUACAUUUAUCCUAAUUAUUACGUAAACAGUCUAGAAAUAACAGCACCUGAGAACAAGUCAACGUUGUUGGUGUCUGGCCUCAGUUUCGAGGUGAAGUCGGGAGAGAUACUAGCGGUGCUCGCCACCUCGCACCACGAGGCCACCGGCUUACUGGAUGUAUUAGCUGGUGUGCGAAAGAAACUGACAGGCGACAUAGUCCUAAACGGGCAGCCGGUCGCAUCGUCAACGCUUCGUAAGGUAGCGGCUUAUGUUCGGAAGGACACGUCGCUGUGCCCCUCGAUGACGGUGGAGCAUACUCUGCGGUUCCACGCAGCGCUCCGGAGGCCCAGGAACAAUGGGCAGGUCAAAAUGGGGGAUAGAGACCGGAUCAAUCUUCUAAUCGAAGAACUUGGUCUAGAACAAGUUCGGGACACAAACGUGGGCCGGCUCACUCGAUCAGAAAUCCGUCGGCUGAAUGUCGCCUGCCAGCUACUCCUAGACAUGGCGAUACUGAUCCUUGACCAGCCGACCAAGGAGAUGGAUAUAUUUGAUACAUUCUUCUUGGUGGAGUAUCUGAGGAACUGGGCCAGUACUGGGAGAGUUGUUAUCAUGUCGCUACACCCACCCACUUAUGAGAUUUUUGCUAUGCUUACUAAGGUGGUGUUAAUAUCAGCCGGUAGGACGAUGUUCAGCGGCUACAGAAGGGAUAUGUUGCCAUACUUCGCCUCCAUCGAUUACCCCUGUCCAGCUUUUAAGAAUCCCUCUGAUUACUAUUUGGACCUGGUGACCCUGGACGACCUGUCAGCCGCGGCCAUGCUGGAGUCCUCCGGGCGUAUCUCUGCGCUGGCGAGCGUGUUCGCGGGCGCGCACGCCCCGCCCGAGCCGCCGCCCGGCGUGCCGCUGCCCGCGCCGCUCACACGCCCCAACGCGCUGGUGCAGGCCGGGGCACUCAUUGAAAAGAGCUUACUCUUCACGCAAUCAACGACUGUCUCAAACGUGAUAACGCGCGUGCUGCUAGCUGCUAUUAUGUCGCUGGUGACUGGCACCAUCUUCUGGGACCUACCAGCUACAGAUCCUAAGCUGACCCAAAACGACCGCGUGGGCUUCCACUACGCGGUGUGCUGCGUGUCGGCGUGGCCGCUGCUGCUGUGGCUGAGCGCGCGCGAGGCCAGCUCCAUGCGCCAUCAUGUGGAGCGGGACAUCGCCGUCGGACUCUACUCUAGGACCGUCUUCAUAUUGUUUGAUCAAUUCCUGGAGCUGUGGUCUGCGGGCCUGACGUGGCUGGCCUACCUAGUGCCGAGCUACGCCAUGAGCGGUCUGUACGUGCAGGCACCCGCCUCCUAUGAUGGACUUUAUUUAUAUAUAGGUUACAUGGUGCUCUAUUUAAUAUGUAUACAAAUGUUAUGUCGCGCGACGAUAUUCCUUGUGCCAAUGGAGAAGACUGCCGCAGUGAUAUCAGGCUUUUGCCUUCUACUCAGUACCCUCGUGAACGGCGUGAUGUUGCACGAGCGAGACCUGCCGGACUACGUCACGUGGCUGCAGUAUGUGUCGCCAUCUAGGUGGCUGCUGCCCGAACUACUGCAGAGGGAACUCAGUGAGGUGGCCCUUAGGAGCAGUAUUAGUAAAGAUGUGCGGUGUCCUAAUAAACAGAUACCAUACCAGGACAUAAUAGUUCAAUCACCGUGUCCUCCGGAAUUCUCCCGUCUGAACGGAACCCAAGUGCUCUCGAACUACGAGUACCUCCGCUCCAACCACCUCUGGGAGUGGACAGGAGACACUUUCCUCAUAGCUCUAGCCAUAUUCUACGCCGUAUUCGCAAUUAUAGCAAUAGUGGCGUUCGUAGCUGACUGCUCUAAAUACACUAAGAGAAAAGACAGGGCAUCGCGAAAAGGGCACAAAGUUAGUGUGAACACGCCGUGAAUAAAUAAAUAGCAAAUAUUAAAAUAACCUAACUAUCAAUUCAAGGGAAGAUUAGUGAUAUGUUGAAUUGACGUCAUAUGUUCGCAGACUUUAGCGCCAUCUACUGGCGUAAAUAGUUAUCGUAAUUCUGCGAACGCAUUCGAAUGUAAGUUAUGCAAAUCAUAAUGCAAUCAGAGAUUAUGGGAAUAUAAUUUAGAAGAUAAAUAGAAAUUCAAAUAUAAUAAUGGUAUCAUAACAUACUGAUAUAACAUACAUUUAGGUAUGUAGGGUAUAUUCUUUAACUUAGAUGAAUUAUAAUUUUAAAAUAAUUAAAUGUUUUUCUAAGAUUUAUAAAAGUCGAACAAUGUACAAAAGUAUGAGUUUUCAUAAUAAAAUGAUAAUUAGAAUUAAAUUCAACUUGUGUUGAGUAAAAGGCUGACUGUGUAGGUCUUCCGUCCAUUCAGAUCUUUUUAAGAUUCUUUAUAUAAAUAUAAUUUAGGUAAAAUUAGUAUGUAUAAGAUUGAAUGAAUUAUUUUUAAUCUGUGUUAGUGGGGUGAAUAGGAUCUAAGUGGACAUGUAUUUGUUUGUUUACCUUAUAUUUUAUUUUUUCAUUAUGAAGCUUCUAUUCAUCUCAUUACCCUUAAAAAUCGAAUUAUUAAUUCACAUUUUUAGCUAAAAAUGUGAAUUUCUUUACGUUUUCUUAAAGCUUUCUCUUCUCUACCCUUCCUUAGUAGAAAAGUCCAUAAGCA